GAAUGAUUCGAAUCUUAUUUUUUGCUUUAUUCUUAACUUCUGCAAAUGCUAUUUUUAAUCUGAUAGGAAGUGAUCAGUAUGUGACCGUGACAGGGAGAUUGAUUUGUGAUGGACAGCCGGCAUCAGAUGUUCUUGUGAAAUUGUAUGAAGAUGGAACGAUUUACGACACAAAGCUCGACUCAACAAGAACCAGUUACGAUGGAACAUUCAGAGUCUCUGGACAUUAUACAAAAGUUUUUGAUAUGGAUCCGAAAGUGAAUAUUUAUCAUAGCUGCAAUCAUUACGGUAUGUGUGACAAAAAGUUGAGAAUUGAUAUUCCACACUACGCAAUCAACUCUGGUCAAAACUUCGGAGUAGACAACUACGACAUUGGAACUUUAAACCUGGCGGAUCAAUUCAGUGGAGAAACUACUGAUUGUAUUCAUUAGCAAUUUAUCGCACUGAUCUCUGAAGUUUAAUAAAUAUGCACUUCAUUUGCUAAAGUUUAAAUGAUGAACUAGACAUAGACAUUUAAGGGAAUUGCGUCAACAUGAAUAUUAUAUUUUAG
Messenger RNA from Caenorhabditis elegans, 547 nucleotides. It is a transcript of the gene ttr-23, whose product is annotated as TransThyretin-Related family domain. The transcript has 3 exons. NCBI's taxonomy places the organism in Eukaryota, Metazoa, Nematoda, Chromadorea, Rhabditida, Rhabditidae. Gene Ontology annotation, cellular component: extracellular region; cell surface. The coding region runs from base 3 to 428 and encodes 141 amino acids. The record is from RefSeq and is marked reviewed.